Molecule: messenger RNA, 525 nt
Organism: Symbiodinium natans
Lineage: Eukaryota; Dinophyceae; Suessiales; Symbiodiniaceae
Source: the annotation of a GenBank genome assembly
AUGGAGGCGGAGAGCCUGGAGGCGAGCGCGGACGCGAUGGAAGCCGCAGGGGCCGCCAUCGAGCAGAUCUUGACGCUCGGAGGGAGGCUCCUCGCCGAAAUUGCGCUGCACCGCCUCGUCAUCCACAAUGCUUGGGAGGCCACCCGUGAGGUUGCGUGCUCCCGUGUACAAAUGUGCUUCGUAGACCAUGAGGAGAACGAGGCGGAGGAGGGCGACUGGCAUCCAGAGGAUGAGCCGCCGCCCCCGACGAAGGACAUCUGGGGCAGGAAGCAGAUCGAGGUCGUGCAAUCGAAGAUGGAGGCAUCUCCAAGAGGCUCUCCCCGGCGGGGGCGGAGGAGCUCCAUCAGUCCCACGCGACGGUCCUCUAUGGUAAUGCCGGACCGCAACCAGCAGCGGCGUGCCUCGUGGCUGGCGAUCCGGAGUCGCGUGAUGCCACUGGAGGACCAGGACCUAGAUGCCGAUCUCGAGGACCCAGAUGACUCCCUUCGCCGGGCGCCCGGAAAGGGGCACUUAGCAGAACUAUGA